Messenger RNA from Trichomycterus rosablanca, 5580 nucleotides. RefSeq names its product vascular endothelial growth factor Ba (gene vegfba). Lineage: Eukaryota; Metazoa; Chordata; Actinopteri; Siluriformes; Trichomycteridae. Bases 576 to 1307 code for a protein of 243 amino acids. Gene Ontology annotation, biological process: sprouting angiogenesis; positive regulation of angiogenesis; induction of positive chemotaxis. The transcript is spliced from 8 exons. Gene Ontology annotation, molecular function: heparin binding; growth factor activity; chemoattractant activity. The record is from RefSeq and is a predicted model, not a curated record. Gene Ontology annotation, cellular component: membrane.
GGCAUUGGGGUUGUUUCAUUGCCCUGAAUGAUCCAACCAAUCUGGAUGUUUUAUUUUAUCCUGUAUUCUCUCGUGUCUUGUGCUUGUAGCCCUUCAGUAAUAGAGUCUGAUCAAUCUAGUGGCCCGCUAUUUGAGGAUUUUCUUUGCUUUGGGUUUGCGCUGGCCAGUAAUUAGGAUCUAUGGGAUUAUAACGGCACACCAACCAGUAUACAGAGUGGCUGAUUUUGGAUUUACGACCCUGGACAUAAUUCUACCAAAGAACCGAAAAAAGAUCGUUCUAUUUUAGGGCUCAAUAAAUCUGCACUCAGCCAGACGAGCUCCUCAAUCCGGAUUUGAAACUUCUUUGCGCAGACUUGUCCGUGUUCACAUGAAGCCAUCAAUGGCAUUCGCAAUGAUCGCCCCGUUUUUUGACACGCACAGUACAUUAUCAUGGUCUGGACUUUAUGGAAUACUUUCAGCACACCUAAAAAUUGCAAAUCGAGAGAAUUAACAGGAGUCCAAGAGGUGAGGACCAGUGCCAGUCCAGGUAUAUCAUUUCCAGAACUAUUUUGGACUUGGCUUAAAGAUCAGCAACAAUGGGCACCACGCUGCAAGUUAUUCUCGGCAUGUUGCAGUUCGUCUUGCUUGCCAGAAUGCCAACACACUGUGCCAGGACACCGCGAGCACACUGGCAGCCCACAGAGAGCCACAAAUCAGAACAAGUGGUUCGAUGGCUGGAUGUGUAUCAGAAGAGUGCUUGCCAGCCCAGGGAAACGCUGGUGGAGGUGUGGCGGGAGUAUCCGUGGGAGACACAUCACCUCUUCCUGCCAUCAUGUGUGUCAUUAAAGCGAUGUGGGGGCUGCUGUGGCGAUGAGGCUCUUGAAUGCGUGCCCUCACAUACAGAAACGCUCACAAUGGAGCUUAUGAAAACUUCAUACAUGAAGCAUGAACUUGUGCAGUUACCCUUCACAGAACAUAGCCAGUGUGAGUGCAGACUAAAAGCAGAUCUUCACACAGAGCCGACCAGGCAAGACUUGAAGCCAGCAAGAAGAGGGAGAAAAAGAGAGAGGGGAAAACCAAAGCAAAGGAAACAUGUCAAGAUAAAACCUACGACACCACCCCCAACUACACCUGCCACUCUGGCUCCUGGAGCGAGCAUCUGCUCUUCUCCCACCGUCACUAUGCAGUGCCCACCAUGCCCUGGCCACAGGAUGACAUCUCAGCCCCCUACAUGUGAGUGCAAAUGCACUUUAAGGGAGGUGAGCUGCAACAAGAGAGGCAAGAGACUCAACCAGCACAGCUGCAGAUGUGAGUCCAUGCGAGUAUAACAUUGAUUGGUCCUUUAUUCCUGGUUAUGGGAUGUCUUUUCCAUGGAGUUCUAAAGCAGAGGUCAUUUCAAGAGUAGCUGGAUUCAGGAACGCUGACCUCUCUCUAUAUGCAUUUAGUGCAGUAUUAGAUGCAUGUAUUCAGAUCGGUAUCUGUGUCUCAGUAUUGGUGUGUGUAUACCAUGCGUCACCAAAUUCCCAUCAGUAAGCCUCUAAAGCACCUCGCUGCAACUGUGAUGUAUUUUGAUGCUAGUGGAGUCACUGAUGGACAGUGUAUUCCAUUGGACUGGAUUGUUGUGUGGACCCAUGCUACUGCUACUAGAUCCAUCAUACCACUUCCUACUUGCCACAGGACAUUUACCCACUACUGACUAAAACAGUAUGCCUCAAAACACUUAAAAUGGUGGUAAAUGCAAACCAUCUGGAAUUUAAAGUCUUAUCCACAUUCAUUCAAGACAUAAAAGAGGACAGAAUUCCUAAAAUUACCCAAAAUUUAAACCCAAGAAACUUUGGCAGAGAACUCAAACGUCCUGAAUUGCAUCAGCAGACCAGUCAUUAGGACGUUCCCCAUCUGUCCCAGCAUAUGUGCUGUCUGUUAAAACGACUGGUAUUGAGAUGUGCUGAAUAGACUGAUGGGCGUCUGUGUGGUCCCGUAUUGAAUGAUACGGAUCUGUUUGGCAGGCCUGAUUUUUCUCAGCCUCCGUAAGCCUGUCACGUGGCCUCCGGGACUGUAUCAAUGAGUCUUAUUGUGUUUGUUUGAUUUGCUUUUUGUCUCAAGCUUUCCUUUGGGAAUAAAUGAGUCUUUCCCUCAGGCCAGGCAGUGAGGAGAAUGUCAAUAGUAAAGAGACCUGGCUAUUUUCCACUGGUGCUUACAACACAUACCCUACAAUCUCUUUCACACAUACCCGUUGUCGUGCUUUUUCCUGCUUUUCACUCACCUUUACACAGAGCUUUUUUCUUGUUUGUUUCUACCUCUUUAUCUGCUUCUAGUGUCAUCUCGUUCACACAAACACACACAUACAUACAGUGCCUUGAAAAAGUAUUCAUCUCCCAGUUCUAUAUCAAUAAUUGCUGGGACUAGUAUCUGUUUGACUAGAAACAUUAGGAACAGGAUAUUUUGGCUCUCACAAAAGCUUAAAAAAUGAAAGUGUAAAUAAUUCUGUAAAAACAAACCAAGUCCUCCUAAAAUCUUUGUCCAGUACUUUGUUGAGUUACUUUUGGCAGCUCUUAUAGCCAGUAGUCAUUUUAAGUACAUCUUAGUGAAUUGUGAUACAGCAGUCCCAAGUAAACCAGAUUUGUUGGCUUACCAAAAACGUUUGUUUGGAUCACUCUAGGACAUUUUUUUUUGCAUUGUAAACCCUCUAGUGUUGCUUUGGCAGUGAGCAUUGACUAGCUGUCAUGCUAAAAGACAAAUUUUCUUCCUGUUUAUUUUCAAGAAGUCAUGUUUUCAUCCCAGAUCUUUCUUUACUUUCUAUUAUCAGUCCUGAGCACAUGAUCAGUCCCAGCUGCUGAAAGCAUCACCAUUACAUAAACAUGGCUACCACACACACACAAUUUGGCUUUUUUUAUUCAAAUUGAUUGUGCGAUGCUCAACAUAACGCAGCGUCAAGCCAAGCAGCCUCACUCUACAAGAAAACACUAACACAGCCAGCACAAACGAAAUUUUGCUGCAUAUCGUGAAAGGCGCUGAAGGGAUUCUUCUGUGCAAUUCUUCUGGUACCUUAAUUCCCGGACACCUUGAUUAAUAACAAUUGCUUUUCACAAUUUAGCACUUGAUUUCUGCAACUAUAAAAAGAGUACAGAAUAUGGUUAAUCUUUACAAAAGCCACAUUAUUAAGUGUCUUUCUAGUUUGUUAACUACAUUUAGAGAAACAGUCUUACCUAGGCACUGUGGCUUUAGUUUUAUAUUUUCUUUAAUUCUUUACUGUCGGUUAAACAUGGCAGAAUUUGUCCAGUGCCUUUUAUAUCUAUAUGAUUUAUCCCUAGUCUUGUUUGAAUGCUCUUUUGUUUAAAUGAUGUGUAUGAAUGCUUCUCACUACUCCUUUUCCUAAAUUUUAGUACACUUUUGACAAUGCAUACCGUUUCAUAGAUAAACUGGAAAACAUCUGAAAUGUGCAAUCUUAAAGAAUUAAAUGUACAAAUAUUUUAAGGCUAUGUACGUUUUCAAGGCACUGUUACCAACAGCUACGUCGUUUUGUUUGGGAAUACAAUGAUUUAAAUGUUUUAUUUUUUGGGGGGUUUGUUUGUCAUCAUAUAAUUUUUAGUUGUUAUGUACAUUUUCUAAUGUUAUUUGUAGCCUUAUGGUCAUUUAGAAAAAAUUGGUGCCUUUGUUGUUUUCUGUUAAUCUGUCUUUAAAAAAAUACGCCUGGGUGGCCUGCUGUGGACACAUUCUUACACCCAGCAUGGGUCUGUAUGUGGGUGUGUGUUUGAACAGAGGCACAGAGAGGAGCCGGAGGCAAAUCGAUAAGAACAUCAAAUCUCAGCACUGAUAUUAACUGAAAUUAUGACAUUUUAAAGAUUUCAUUUAUUUAGUUUAAGAAUAAUUCUGCACUGGCUGUAGGGUAUCCAAAAUAUAAUGUAUUUAUUUUUAUAUGAGUUGCCUUUUAUAUCUAGCUUUUUAAUGUUACUUUGAUAUAUUUUAUGUGAUAAGAUUAUAACUGUAAUUGUAUCAGAAUAAUAUAAUAGUUCAGUAUUUAGUUAAAAUUCAUGCAUUGCUUGUAGCGAUCUGUGAAUGCUCAGGUCCACAUGUUAUGAAGAUAUACUGUGUGUUUAGUUGAAGGUUAGAGAGUUUUAAACUAUCCAUGAGUUUGCUUCAGCCAUGUAAUUAUUAUGACAACACCUCAUGUAGCAUACGACUGAAAUCCCUCACCUAACCGUGUUAAAUCUUGAGAUUUUUGCAAUAAUAUGAUGAAGACCUCAAGAGAGAUUUUAAUUCAUUAACGGCAAUAAUGUAAAUAAAAAUAUCCAUGACCUAUUGUUUUCUUAAGGCUGUGGUUAUGGAUGUCAAGUUUCUGUGGACCAGACACUGUAAAGUUCUGCAUUUUGUUUGGCUACAUGUUGUUUUCCCUUGAGUUUAUAUCCUACAACUGUUGUAAGAAAAAAUUGUAAGCUAAGGAUUUCUGCAUUAUUUACUUAUAAAAUGUGGUCCAAUCUUAAUGCAAGGCAUAAUUAAACACACAGUCUGUUUAAACUAGUAACACCCAGAACAAUUUUACUAAACACAAUAGUCAUUAAUGUACUUUCCAGGCUGGUAAAGUAUGUAAACCUCAAGGCUAAUUUCCUUAGGUGUGGGUUGUAGAUAUGUUCUAUAAAAUGUCACACAGAAUCUAAAUCAUCUCUUAUAAAGAAAUAUAUGCUCUGAUCAUCACAACCUGAUCUAAACACAAUUCUGAAGACACUGUAGAGAUGCAUAAAGCUAAAAAAGUUAUAAUUGUUACUUUUCAACAUUUUGCAAAUAUUACACCAACAGCAGUGUGGGUUGCUAAAGAAGGUGAAAAAACUAUACUAUCGCUAAAACUCUUAGGCUUAAACACAUAGGCGAUCCAACAACCUUCCAAUUCAUUUGAGAUGACCUGUAAGGAGCUGUUAGUGUCCUUUCUAGCAUGGAUAGCAUUUUUUCCUUUUUCAGAAACAAAAGUUUAAUGAAAAGUUCAAAUGUUAUGAGUGAAUAAUGCAGACAUUGAGGUAAAUGCAAAAGGUUUAAAUUUUGUUCUCACAAUUAAAAGUGAUUUAUUCCAGACAUCAUACUUUACCUAUUACAGCAAUGUACAUCAUACAGCUAUUCCAGUUUCUGUACACUUAAUCCAAUUUAGUGCUACUUAGUGUAAUGAUAAUACACAAAUUUACAAAUGAUAUAUACUGUAUAUGAAUGUACCAGUCUGUUCAGUGUUAUUCAUUAUUCUUGCUAAUGGUCAAAAGGCUUAGUAAUUCAACUGCAUUCUGAUUGUCAUGACACUCUGAAAGUGAGAUAACACCACACUAGAAGCCAUUGUCUAAGCUACAGUUUAUAGUCUGUGUAAUCUAUAUCUGUAUAAUUGUAAAAAAAAAAAAAAUCAAUAGUCUUACUGCUGCUACACCAUUUGUGCCCUAUUCUUCUGUUUGUGGAUGAGUAGAAAUCACUACGUUUGUGUUACAGUGUGUAAUGUAAGGGGCAGAACACUUGUCUUUAUUGUGUAUGUAAGCUGACACAGAUUCACUAGACAUCUAGUCAGCAACAGCCAUAAUGUGAUGUUCAGUAUAAUGUAUUAUUAAAGUAAAAUGUCCUAUUUUUGAAAAA